Molecule: messenger RNA, 3153 nt
Organism: Gigantopelta aegis
Lineage: Eukaryota; Metazoa; Mollusca; Gastropoda; Neomphalida; Peltospiridae
Exons: 8
Coding region: 317-1360 (347 amino acids)
Cellular component (GO): nucleus
Source: RefSeq, a predicted model, not a curated record
CAAAGUUAUAAUUCAGUUUUCAAUCGGGCAGUUCGAAAAUAAUACAUACUAUAAUUAUUUAUUUAAUAAUAAUAUUUAUAUAUAUAUAUGUAUUAUAUAUAUAUUUUUUUAUUUAUUUAAUUUUAGCCCUGGAGGAUAAAGGAUUCGCAAAGGGGGGAACCCAGCGCCACCGAGCAAUCCGGCGCUCCAACAGGCGGGGGCCCAAUACGCGUGCAGUACCUCAUACUGGAUCAAGUUCUUUACCGAGAGUGGAAUUCCGGCGGGAGAUGCUGCAAAUUACGCUGUUACGUUCAUUGACAACAGGAUUGAGAAGAACAUGUUGAUGGACCUGUCCAAGGAAUACUUAAAUGACAUGGGAAUCACACGGCUUGGAGACGUCAUCACCAUCUUGAAACAUGCCAAAACUGUACAUACACAGGAGGCUAGAGAAAAAACAUUGAAAGGAACCUCUGUUACUGCCCUGACAUCGAAGUCUGCCAGUACUACCAGGGAUGCUAGUACCAGUAGCAUGCCAGCAAGACGUUCCACUCCUGUGAGCAGGAUAGUUGAUCACUACUGUAAGCUGGUUAGCGAUCCCGAUGCUGUUCCGAUGAACUCCCCAUCGCCCAAACCUUUGAGCAAAGUGCUCGCAGAUAUCACUGAAGUGUCCAAGAAAUCGUCUGUGUUCGAUCGACUUGGCAAUGAAUCUACUGGAGGAUCCAAAACUGUGACAGUGACAGGCCUUGACAAUUUGAUUCUCAACAGAAGUAAUUCUCCACAGUUGUCAGUUUUCAACAGACUGGGUGGUAAAACAACCGUGAAGAGAGCUGCCUCUUCCACCUCACCUGAUGACGACGAUUCUAAUGGAGACUCGGCUCAACUGGAGUACGCUGGUAUUUUUAAAGCCGUCAGCACUCCCAAAAAGGCCAAAAUUUCUGUGACCAGGACCCUGAAGAAACCAAAGACAACUGCCAAGAUGCUGGCUGCGAGGAAACUUGUCAAGAAAACAAUUAUUAUUCAGAAGCCUGAAGUGUCCACUACCUCUCACUCUCUGGGCACUUUGGCCUCGGACAACCUGAAUGAACAGCCGAGUGUUAAAGCCCGGCUUGGGAAGAAAGUGACUGCAGCAGUCUCCAGCACCACGCCCACCAUCACAGUACGACUGAACCCAGACGUGAAGAAAGACCUGACACCUGCACACAUUGAGUCCAAGCUUAUCAGCAUGAGGAAUAAAAUUGAUAUUAAGUCAAGGCUUGGUCCAGCAACAUCAACAGAAAAAGGAGCUGAAUCUUCUUCCAGUAAAAGGUCUCUGACAGUCAGUAGACAUAAAACAAAAGAGUCGGGUGUGUUUAGUCGACUUGGGAAACAGCCAACUUCAUGAUACAUCAGAUCUUUUACAUCCCUUUUAUCAGUAUUGGUAUUUAACCUCUGAGAGGUUACUGGAGGCUUGAGUCUGUGGUCAUUCUGAUCUUACCCGACAUUGGUGUUAUUGAACAAAAAAACCCUUCUGUUUUCCCCUGUGGUAUCUCUAUGCCUGUGAGAGAGAAUAGCCAUAAUAUUAACAGUUCCGUCCCUGUCUGCAUGAAAGUGGAUGAUUUGGUUCUCUUACUGCCAUACAAUUCCCCAGUAAGCUUAUAUUCUAGUGAUGGCUGGGCAAAACAAUUAAUUCCUGAUUGUAAGCUAAUGAAUUCUGAUUUAUGUGGUGGAUAUGGUUUGAGUUGAAUAGAUUGUGAUAACUGACAAAUGUGUUCUAGCAUUUUAUCCGUAAGACAUCUUGAGGGUUUGAACAGGACUAGCUCUGGUUGGGCAGAACAUUCAUCAAAUUGUCGGUUAACCUUCACAAAUUGUAGAGAUCUAGUUAUUUUCUAACAAAAUAUCACUUAUUACAUGAAUUUCCUUUUGCAAAAUUAAAAUGAAAUUUGCCAACUUUAAAAUUCACAGUUUAUGAAUUUGGCAAGUGUCGGGACUAGCCCUGAGUUAUGUAUAAUGUAAUUGUUUUAAUGAUAAUUGUAAUUAUGCAAUUAUAUUACCAUAAGUGGACAUUCUUAUGAACUCUUUUGGAGCCACGGUUUGGCUAUUUUAGUUAAGUGAACAAAGAAUGGGUCCAGUUCUAUUUUGAUGUAUAGGGAAAAUAUUUGUAAUGGUAAAAUGAUUUUUAUUUUAUUGUCAAAUAAUAAAAAGAGAAACAUGUUUUUAUUAAUUUAUAUUGUACAAGUUUUGACAAUAAAUUCUCUUCUGUUUUUUUUUAUUCAUAAGGAAUGAUGUUGAUAAGAAGUGUAAAUUUAUAACCGUAUAAUCUGCUUCAGGCACUAAGAUAAUUUUAUUACAACACAAUGAGGUUCAAUAUAUUGUUAUUCAAGAAUUUGUAAAAAAAUAAAAAAGAUUUUACAAAUGAAGAUUUUAUUUCUAAAAAUAUAAUUUUACAAAACUGCACGUGUAUUUAGUAAUAUUAUAAAGUACUUAAAACAAAAAAGUGCUAUAUUUACAUACAUGUAGUAUCUUCCGUAUGAAAUAGAUCAAAUAUCUGCUUUAAUUUACAGGUGCAAGUUAGACUACCAACCUUAAAUUAACCCAUAGGGACGGGAGAUGUAUUUUACUGUUUGUACAUUUUUGUAUUAAUGUUCUAUUCUGUGUCCAUGUAAUUACUGCCAUUUAUAUUUUUCAUUCUGGGGUGUCAUUAAACAUCUAUUCUAUUCUAUUUACUACCAUUUGUGCCAGAUAUUGGCUCUUUGAAUCUAAUCCCAGUUUGGUGUAUCUAGUCUUGCAGUUAUCAACUUCGUAUUUGUUAUGGUGAAUUACCAUCACUAACAAUAGCUGUACUACUAUUUUUUGAGGGGUUUAGUGUGGGUGGAUAGACGUAUAAAAUAAACGUUUUGUACAUUUUAAAUGAUUCACUGAAUAUGACUGCAUAUAUAUUUGUAAAUACAUGAAUAAUUGUAUAUUUAUUAAUAAAUAACUGUCUACAUAAUUGUAAGCAUCGGAAGUGAAGGGGAGUGCACUGCUUCCCCUCAACUCUGAAGAUAAUGAAUUAGGACCCUAGUUGAAAUGCCAUCAUCUUUUGAUGCUUAUAAUAACUUGUAGAUUUCAUCUUUGUUUUGAUUCACCUAUUGACCAACCUGUGUCUUUUUACAACUUAAAGUGGUAACAGUGAAAUAAAAACAAAUAUUAGCAUUC